AUGCUCUGGGCCGGGUUCUACGAUGGCGAUCCCCGUGGUUUGACCCAGAGGGCCUUGCAGGAUUUCGCGAACAUGGUGGACACGAGCAUCGUCCACCCCGGCAGCAUUUUGGGGAAAGUGGUUCAGAAGAGCAAUGACCUCCUUGGCUGCAGAGGCGACAAUGGGGCUUCGAGGCCCUGCUGUUGCGUGCCAGGGACGAGAGUGAUAGACAAAGGGCCGGUCGUGGGGUUUUGGACCGGCGCAAGCCGUUUCUUCGUGCAUGGCAUGGCUUUAAAGAGUCAGGCCUCGGUGGUGGCUGUCCUGAACAAAGGCCUGGAUCCAGAGAAGGAGUGGUCGCUCCACAAGUCCGUUUUUUGGAACUACGAGCUGCCGACACUGGAGUUUGAAAUAGCAGAUCCCGAGCACUUAGACUUUCGUCCGCAACUUCUACUGGUCGACAUGCGGGGCACCUGCGAGGACACGGCCAGGUUGGUGACGGGGAAACUGGCUCGUUACCGCCACCAGAAAGUUAAGGCGUGGUUAAUAGCCAAGCCCAUCAUUUGUUUCGAUUGUCCCGAGGGCCAAUGUGACCUCGACCGGGCGUUGGCAACCCGUGUCCGAUCGUGUUUGGGCGAACAUGCGCCCAGUUGUCCUAGAUUCGAGUACUGCACUUAG
Symbiodinium sp. CCMP2592 is the source of this 654-nucleotide messenger RNA. Lineage: Eukaryota; Dinophyceae; Suessiales; Symbiodiniaceae. The record is from the annotation of a GenBank genome assembly.